AUGAGCACGCAGAACCUCGAGGUGCGAGUCACAUCCUGGAAAGAUCCGGAUGGCGCGUUGCUACGCUUACGGCAGCUGGAAGAGACACUAUCCGAGUGGCCUGACGAGCCCAUACCUCCGGCGUCGUUGGAUCCUUUGCCUACAGUCGUCGUUCUCCUGAAAGAGGGCCGUGCUGUGGCGUGUGGUGGGCUGCAACCUCUCAGCACGAGAAUUGCCGAGCUCAGGCGAUUUUACGUUGUACCGGAGUGGCGUGGAAGGCAACAUGGCGUGUCAGAUUUCUUGCUCCAGCAGCUGGAGGAAGAAGCUUUGAAGCGAGGAUAUACGACCUUGACGUUGGAGCUAGGCAUUGAGCUACGACGAGCGAGAGCAUUUAGCGAAAGACAUGGCUUCGUGCAAAUCCCGCUAUAUGGACCGUAUAUCGGGGCGGAGGGGAUCUCCGUAUGCUACGAGAAAAAGCUGCUAAAUCCACCCUAG
This is a messenger RNA of Cercospora beticola, 474 nucleotides long. RefSeq names its product GNAT family N-acetyltransferase. The record is from RefSeq and is a predicted model, not a curated record. Gene Ontology annotation, molecular function: acyltransferase activity, transferring groups other than amino-acyl groups. Lineage: Eukaryota; Fungi; Ascomycota; Dothideomycetes; Mycosphaerellales; Mycosphaerellaceae.